AUGGAAGUGAGCACUACAACAAACAACAAGGUUUCAAAAACCAAAAUGGAAGAAGACUUAAUCGACGAAAAACCAUUAGCAGAUGCUGAACGAUUAUUAAAUAAAACUCAGAACAUUCAGUCAAUUUUGGUUAAUCAACUCCAUUGGAUGGAAAAUGAAGUAAAUGAACGAUUUUCUGAAUUCAAAAAUGAUCUCGACUUUCAACAACAACCAACUAAAUCGGUCAUAGGCAAUUCUUCAAAGUUAGGCCGCAGCCCGGUAGAAGAUCGAAUUUUUCUUCAACGCAAUUCGUUAUUAACAGAUUUAUUUGAAGUAUCUCAUAUUCGAAGCAUAAGAAAUAUAUUUAGUGCCAUACUAAUUCUGUUUAUAUCUCAAGUUACCAUUAAUGACCUCAUCGAAAACGGAAGAAUUAAUUUGAAUUUUGAACUGAUCUUUUGGUGUUUUGGUAAACUUCACGUUGCUUUAUUCACAUGGCUUGUUAUGCAAUUAUCAACAGCGGUUAUUGUCUAUCUCUGUUUUUACGCUUGGGCAACAAACAGGGUGAAAUAUUCAAACCGACUCAAAUUGUAUGAUAUUACUUGGCUUUGUAUUUAUGUGACGUAUUUAAUUGCUUUUUUUGUUUUACCAUGCCGUGAAGUAGUUUUAAACGAAUUACCAGUUGCUUCUGCUUUAGUUGUUCUUCUUGAACAAUUACGCCAGUUAAUGAAAGCGCACGCGUUUGUACGUGAAAAUACGGCAAAAGUCCUUGCUCAAUGUCAUUCCUGUAUUGAUCGGUCUAACACCAAUGAGCUUGAUUCAACUGCUGGUGAACAGUUAGCACGUCCUGUUGUUUGUCCAAAUUUUUCACAAUAUUUAUAUUUUCUGUUUGCUCCAACACUUAUUUAUCGUGAUUUAUAUCCACGUAAUUCAGUUAUUCAUUGGGAUUAUGUUUUAAGUAAUUUUGGCCAAGUAUUGGCUGCAAUAUUCUAUGUUUAUUAUGUUGUUGUUCGAUUUUGUGUUCCAACAUUUUCGAAUUUGAAUACGUCGGAAAUAUCCGUCUCGUUAUUUGCAUCAUGUUUGUUCAACUCGAUUAUGCCUGGUUGUCUAUUUUUAUUAUUAGGAUUCUAUGGUUUUCUGCAUUGUUGGCUAAAUGCAUUCGCUGAAAUGUUACGGUUUUCUGAUCGAAUGUUUUAUAAGCUAUGUGGCUAUCGUCGAAAAUCGUUGGCAGCGUUUUGUGUUGUAUUGUUAAGUGCAAUAGUUCACGAAUAUGUAAUGAUAUUUGCACUUGGAUUUUUCUAUCCCGUCAUGUUUGUAUUCUUUGGCGUUUGCGGAAUUGCUUUAUUGUUUCUGAUGAGCAAUAAGAACAAAGGCAAUUCAUGGAACAUUAUGAUGUGGGUAUUUUUGUUAGUUGGUAUCGGAUUUCAAAGUUGUCUCUAUUUUAUGGAAUGGUAUGCACGACGAAACUGUCCCCAGAAUGAAGAAGAGAUUCAAUCACUUCAGUUAAUUUAUGGUGAUGAAUGGUAUAAAUACGAUUCCAACAGCGAAACAUAUCGUCUAAAACUUGGUCGUCGAGCUGAUCAGCCGGUUGAACUACAAGUUACAUUCGUUGAUGGCUAUCCAUAUGAAAGUAAACCCAAAUAUUCUCUAUAUGCACCGUCUUUACGAGGCGUCACAAGACAACAUCUGACUGCUAAAUUAGAACAAAUUGUGAGUGAAAAUUUAAACGAAUCAAUUAUUUAUCGUAUGGCUCAAGCUGUUAGUGAUUUUUUAGAUGAACAAGAAAUCUACGUUGAAGGUGCCGAUGGAGAUCAACAUCAGCAUGAUAUUUCUUCGGUAUGUGAUAUCAAUCAACAUCCAAAAUCUCCUGAAUUAUCAUUGGAAAAAAAAUAUCAAUGUCCGAUGAUUAUAACGGAUGAUCCAACAGAUGAAGAUAGGGCAAGUGUAUUCCAGGCUCAUAUGGCAAAUAUUGAGCAUCAAUGCCAAAUUCAAAUGGUUUUAGACGAGCUAAAAAAGCACAAAAAAAUUGCGAAUGCUAAACAUAACGUUUAUGCAUACAGGAUUAUGAGUGAGAAUGGUAAAUUAAUUAGUGAAUGUAAUGAUGAUGGUGAAAAUCGUGCUGGCGCUUGGGUAUUAGAACCAUUAAUUUUAAAAAAUCUCGUAAAUAUUCUUGUUAUUGUGACAAGGAGAUAUAUUAUGUCGGAAGACUGGGUUCAGUUACAGGUUGAUGAGAUCGAAGCAUUAAAUAGUAUUUACAGCGAAAAACAAUGGAAAUUAGAUACGUCAUCUGACAUUGAUAGAACAUACGAACUUACAAUUGAUUCUAAUCCACAACGUUCAGUUUCUCUUGAUAUCACAUUUUGUGAUGGUUAUCCAACUCUAUGUCCUCCAAAGUACAAUAUAAAUGCGCCAUGGCUACGUGGUUCAGAAAGACAACAAUUAACUAAUGCACUUGAAACAGUUUAUUUAAACAAUGCCAAUAAGUCAAUUGUAUUUCUGUGGGCGGAAAAAUUACGAGAAUUCGUGGAUAAAGACGGGGAAUUUAAAACAAAUAAUUUGAUUCAACUACAAGUAAAUAAAUUAGGAGAUACAGAUGAUAAACAAGUACUAUCCAAUGCUCGUAUAAAAUCAAUAAUCGAAUUGCCUCCUAUCUAUAGUGAUGAAGCAUUUGAAGAUCGAAGAAGUACUUUUCAGGCACAUUUGGCACCAGUUCAUAGUAAAGAACAGGUAUCAUUGGUUUUAGCAAAAUUAAAAGAGAAUAAAAAAAUUGCAAAUGCCACCCAUAAUAUUUACGCAUACAGAAUAUGGGAUGAGAAAAGAAACGUUCUUUUAGCUGAUUGUGAUGAUGAUGGUGAAACGGAUGCAGCGAGUCGAAUGUUACAUUUGAUGGAUGUUAGUUUUCAUAUAUUUUAUGAGUUGAAUAAAUUGUCUAAUUUAUUUAGUUAUUAG
Didymodactylos carnosus is the source of this 2925-nucleotide messenger RNA. Lineage: Eukaryota; Metazoa; Rotifera; Eurotatoria; Philodinida; Philodinidae. The record is from the annotation of a GenBank genome assembly.